AUGAUGAAAUUCACAAAGGCCGACACGGCGUCCGGUUUGGAUCCUUCUAGUCUGGCGGAGGCCCCGGAGCUGGUCCGUUCGGUUGCCCGGGCCAUGGAGGGACUUGCCGAGGAGAUCCAGUCGCUUGACCAGGGCCAUUGGAAAUGGGUGCCAAGGUGGAUCAAGGUCGUCGCCACCGAGCUGGAGUUGCUCAAGACGAAUAUGCUCCAAAUCUGGUUCAUCUCUGCCGUAGCCGAUCCACGACAUGGGGCACCGGCACAGCAGGCAAGAGACGCCACCUACUCCAUCGAAGGCCAUUGGAAAUGGGUGCCAAGGUGGAUCAAGGUCGUCGCCACCGAGCUGGAGUUGCUCAAGACGAAUAUGCUCCAAAUCUGGUUCAUCUCUGCCGUAGCCGAUCCACGACAUGGGGCACCGGCACAGCAGGCAAGAGACGCCACCUACUCCAUCGAAGUGAUUCAAGACAAGAUUGAGUGUUGCAGGCUUCAAUCUAGCCUUGUUCCACGUAACAAGAUUCUCAAUCAUCUGUUCAAGCUGCUUCUUGCUCUGAGAUGUCGAUGGAACCGCUCCAAUCCAGACAGGAUCAUCAGGGAGAUCAAAGCUAUGAAUGAGAAAGCUCAUAGGCUUGUCCCUCUCCUAGACAAGGGCCAAGGCCAAUUUUCCAAUCCACCGCCAUCGUCGCCUGGUUCCGUCAGCAACACUCGUCGGACAGUGGUGUAUGGGCGCGACAGGGAGAGGGAUGAGGUCGUGCGGAUGCUCAUCCGAUCAUGCGGUGAGGCUGCACCGGAGAUGAUGGUCUCUCUUGUUGGUGAUGGAGGAAUUGGGAAGACAACACUCGCUCAGAUGGUAUUCAACGAUGAAAGCGUCAGGCAGCAUUUUGAUGUCAGGUGUUGGGUGUCAGUUUCCAGUGUCUCCAACCAAAUGGAGCUCGCAACAGAGAUUUUAAGAUCGGCCCAACCAUCUUGGGUUGGAUCUGAUGAGAAUAAGAUGGUGGGUUUUCAAGUGCUUCGGUCCGAGCUUCGUCAAUUUGUGGCAUCCAAGAGAUGCCUGAUUGUUCUAGAUGAUGUAUGCAACAGUAAGGAUGAAACCUUACUGGACAUCGUCACUCCUCUUCUUUCAGCAGAUAGCAGAAGCAGAAUUUUGGUGACUUCUCGCAUGAUACCUCACAUAUUGGGUUCCUCACAGCUAUACACUGUAAAUCCACUGGAUACCGAUGAUUGUUGGUCCCUGCUCAAGGAACAUGCUUUUCCCAUUGAUGACGAGAAUGUCCAUCCAGAUCUGAAGUUGAUUGGAAAGGAAAUUGCUACAAAAACCAAUGGAUCACCUUUGGCUGCCAAGCUGGUGGGAGGGUUGCUAGGAGAAACAAGGAGCAAAGCGCACUGGAGAAAUAUCCUUGAAACAGGGUUACAAGAUGGCACUGUUUUCUCUGCCCUACUCUUGAGCUAUAAGAACUUGCCUGGACACCUCAAGCGAUGCUUCACAUAUUGCAGUUUGUUUCCAGAGGACUAUAAGUUUGAUCCAGCACAUUUGUCCCGCCUUUGGAUUGCGGAGGGUUUUGUACAUCCACAUGGCAGGGCUGAGAAAAGGAUGGAAGACAUAGCUAGAGAAUAUUUUGAUCAGCUCCUUUCAUGCUCAUUUUUUCAGGAGAUCAACAUUGGACACAAGACUUAUUACUUGGUGCAUGGCCUACUCCAUGAACUUGCAAAGUAUGUUGCGGAGGAGGACUGCUUCCGUAUUGAUGAUGGCAUGAAUUUUGACAUCCCAUCAACAGUGCGCCAUUUGUCUGUCACCAUGAACAAUUUACCUGGCCUCAUAAACUUUUCCGGGCUAGAAAAGUUGCGCACCUUGUUAAUCCAACCAUCACUUUCAUCCUCCUCCAGUUGCUUCCAAGAAGAUUUUGUGGUGAAUUUAAAAGGUAUCCUGGCGAAGUCAAAACAUUUGCAUGUUCUUGAUCUUAGUUGCUAUAACUCUAAAGAGUUUCCCAAUUGCAUUAAUGACUUAUUGCACCUCCGUUACCUCUCUAUCCAUGGCUCCAUCCAGAGGCUUCCUGAGUCCAUUGGCAGGCUUUGCCACCUGCAAACAUUGCGCUUCACCGGGGAAUGUUCCCUUGAGAAGCUUCCUGCUAGCAUUAUUAUGCUAGUCAAUUUGCGGCACCUUAUUGUUGAGACAAAGUAUACUGCAGGAUUGGUGGGCAUUGGUCGGCUAGCAAAUCUUCAGGGAUCACUUGAGCUCCACAUUGAGAGGAGGGAAGGACAUAAACUAGAAGAGUUGAGGAACAUCAAUGGUCUUCGUGGGCUACUAAAAAUAAAAGGUCUAGAAAAUGUUUCAAGCUAUGAAGAAGCAUGCAAAGCUGAGUUGAAUAAGAAAACACAUCUUAAUUCUCUAAAUUUAGAAUGGAGCUUUGCUAGUAGGAAUAACCCACCUUCUGCUGAUGCGGAGGUACUUGAAGGCUUAAAGCCGCACCAAGACAUAAAGGUACUUCAUAUACGAAGGAGUUUGGGAAUCCUUCCUCCAUUGGGAAAUUUGGGAUCACUCAGAUAUUUACACAUGAAGGAGUUGUGUGCAGUUGACCGAAUUGGACAUGAGUUUUAUGGCAACGUUGAUGUGGCAUUUCCAUCUCUAAGUGUCCUUGAAUUGGAUGACUUCCCAAAGUUGCGUCAGUGGGCUGGCACAGAGGACAAGGUCUCAUUUCCAUGCCUUGAAAGAUUGAUUAUAGUGGAUUGUCCAGAACUGGUCGGAAUUCCUCCCUUCUCCGCAACUACUCGUGAAGUUACCAUUGAGCGUACAUGCUUCAUGCCAUACAUGAGGCUUGCGCCUUUUUCUUCAGGUUCAGAGAAGCUCCAGCUGGAUGUUUGCACAACUUCUGGCCACUUCAACGGGUUACUCCAUAAGCAACAUCUAAAGGUUGUUGUAGCCUUAAACAUAACUGGUGCUGAACAAGUCGUUGCUACCGAAGAAAUAGGGUCCCUUGUUUCUCUACAGAGGCUUCAGCUUCGUCGAUGCAAUUUCACUGACUAUAACUUUAGCAGGUUUCUCCAGGCUCUGCCUUGUCUUUCCUCGUUGGAGAUAAUUGACCUGCCUAACUUAACAUCUCUUCCAGCAUUGGAAAUAGUUGGGGUUAGCACAAUGCUCACGGAUUUGUCUGUACGCAACUGCCAGUUCUUGCAGUCUCUAUCCUCAUUGCAGUUUUUUGAUUCACUAAAAUAUUUGGUCAUCGAGAGAUGUCCUAAAGUGACUGCAACAUCAUUUCCAUUGAACUUUAGGAGCCUUUCAUCGCUCAGAGUGCUGAGAAUAUCACACUGCUCAGAGCUCCAAUCUUUACCGACGUGUGGUCUGCCAUCCUCAUUGGAAACACUCCAUAUUACUAGGUGCCACCCGGAGUUGUCCAAGCAAUCAAGAAACAUGAAAGGGCAUUAA
Messenger RNA from Triticum turgidum subsp. durum (durum wheat), 3414 nucleotides. The record is from the annotation of a GenBank genome assembly. NCBI's taxonomy places the organism in Eukaryota, Viridiplantae, Streptophyta, Magnoliopsida, Poales, Poaceae.